CAUGUGACCCUGUUUGGCUCAUCGCUGCGCCGCGCUGGAAGCUCCCCAGGCAAGGUGCUACCUUUCAUUCAGAUCCAUCCAUUCUGCAUCCACGAUCCUCCACAACCCUACCUCUUUAGAUUGCACUCUCGACUCGGCUUUCCUAUCUAUCCCUUUACACUCGGUGAACCUGUCGUUCGACCGUCCUUCAUCAUGAGCGACCCGGAGCGCGACCAGUCGCUCGAGGACUAUAAAAAGAGCUUGCUCGAGCUACGAGAGUGGGAAACUAAGCUGAAGACUCUCCGAUUGGGCAUCAAGGAUCUCCAGCGGGAGUUUGAUAUCUCCGAGGAGAACAUCAAGGCGCUACAAAGUGUGGGUCAGAUCAUCGGCGAGGUGUUGAAGCAGCUUGAUGAAGAGCGAUUCAUCGUCAAGGCGUCGUCCGGGCCUCGAUAUGUCGUCGGUUGUCGGUCAAAGGUGGAUAAGGCCAAGAUGAAGCAAGGCACACGUGUGGCCUUGGAUAUGACAACACUCACCAUCAUGCGGAUGUUACCUCGUGAGGUUGAUCCUUUGGUGUACAACAUGUCUCUGGAGGAUCCCGGGUCGGUCAACUUUGCCGGUAUUGGUGGUCUCAACGACCAGAUCAGAGAGCUUCGAGAGGUUAUUGAACUGCCCUUGAAGAACCCAGAGCUCUUCCACAGAGUUGGUAUCAAGCCUCCAAAGGGUGUCUUGCUCUACGGUCCUCCGGGCACUGGUAAGACGCUGCUUGCACGAGCAGUGGCCAGCUCGAUCGAAACCAAUUUCCUGAAGGUGGUCUCAUCGGCUAUCGUUGAUAAGUAUAUCGGUGAAUCCGCUCGACUGAUCCGAGAAAUGUUCGGAUACGCCAAGGAACACGAACCCUGUAUCAUCUUCAUGGACGAGAUUGACGCCAUUGGUGGACGAAGAUUUUCGGAGGGUACCUCAGCAGAUCGAGAAAUUCAGCGGACGCUGAUGGAGUUGCUGAACCAGCUGGAUGGUUUCGACUACCUAGGAAAGACGAAGAUCAUCAUGGCAACCAACCGACCCGACACACUGGACCCCGCUCUGUUGCGUGCUGGUCGUCUGGACCGAAAGAUUGAGAUUCCUCUUCCUAAUGAGGUCGGCCGCCUGGAGAUCUUGAAGAUCCACACGAGCACGGUUCAGCAGGAGGGUGAUAUCGACUUUGAGAGUGUGGUCAAGAUGAGUGACGGUCUUAACGGUGCUGAUCUUCGAAAUGUUGUUACCGAAGCGGGUUUGUUCGCGAUCAAGGAUUACCGCGACGCCAUCAACCAGGAUGACUUCAACAAGGCUGUACGGAAGGUCGCAGAGGCGAAGAAGCUGGAGGGCAAGCUUGAGUACCAGAAGCUGUAAUUGUAACUAUCUUGGGCAAGUAGCCUUUAGUGCGUGGUUUAGAUCUUUCUCAUGAAGCGCUAAUACUAUGCAUUUAACUAUCUUGCUGCUCCAACUUGUGGCGUAGAUCGCAAGUUUUGCUCAGUAGGGUCCAAAUUAGAAUAUAA
Penicillium canescens is the source of this 1511-nucleotide messenger RNA. It is a transcript of the gene rpt4, whose product is annotated as proteasome regulatory particle base subunit RPT4. Gene Ontology annotation, molecular function: ATP binding; proteasome-activating activity; ATP hydrolysis activity. The record is from RefSeq and is a predicted model, not a curated record. Lineage: Eukaryota; Fungi; Ascomycota; Eurotiomycetes; Eurotiales; Aspergillaceae. Gene Ontology annotation, biological process: positive regulation of RNA polymerase II transcription preinitiation complex assembly. The transcript is spliced from 4 exons. The annotation marks the transcript as partial. Gene Ontology annotation, cellular component: proteasome regulatory particle, base subcomplex; cytosolic proteasome complex.